Molecule: messenger RNA, 2192 nt
Organism: Melanotaenia boesemani (Boeseman's rainbowfish)
Lineage: Eukaryota; Metazoa; Chordata; Actinopteri; Atheriniformes; Melanotaeniidae
Gene: rbm12ba
Product: RNA binding motif protein 12Ba
Exons: 2
Coding region: 183-1895 (570 amino acids)
Cellular component (GO): ribonucleoprotein complex
Molecular function (GO): RNA binding
Source: RefSeq, a predicted model, not a curated record
CAAGGGAGGGAAAAAGGCGCAGAGCGGGACGCUCAACAUUCUGCCAGGUUUAGGCUGUUGGGACCGGAUUUUAGUGAUACCAACACUCUUAGACCUGCUAAAAAACGAGGAUCACCACCCAACACGUAAAUGUAAUCGGCUGUGUUUUCUACAUUUCCAGAGUCCAAGCCUGAACUAUAGAAAUGACCAUAAUUCUGCGAAUGCAAGGUCUGGAUGUUAAGGCGGGCACUGAAGAUAUACGGGCGUUUUUUGAAGAUCUUCAUGUACCGGAUGGAGGAGUAUACAUCGUGGGAGGAAAUCUCCGAGAGGCCUUUAUUGCUUUUAACACAGAAAGUGAUGCACAGCUUGCCAUGCGGCAUACUGGACAUUGUCUCAAAGGGUCAAAGGUAACGCUGUACAUAAGCAGCAUAGCAGAGCUGGAGCACAAAUUACAAUCAUUAUUAAAGAAGAAGGAAACUUCUCAGCUCACUGUCAGGAAGCCACAAUUGCAUUCAACUACAGAUCGCACACUAACUAUGCAGCCUCAUGAUGACACUACUGCAAACCUUUCAUCUUCUGCUGCAUGGCCACUUGAUCCUGAUUCUGCAAAUCUGCCUCCUUCAUAUGCACAGCAUGUUUGUCCCUAUUCCAUAGACGCGCCAGGUUCAAAUGCUCAAGCUCUGGAUUCCAGUACUGCCUUUUUACUUGGAGUUUGUACUGUCCUUCAGGGUCUCCAGUCAUCUUAUACAGCAGUGCCAAAAGGUGACUCUCCAAAUGAUGAUGGUCCACCAGUUUUACCUGUGGACCUGGAAUCAGAACAAGCCCUGGACUCAAAACCAGGCUAUGUGAGUCUCUUUGGUCUGCCAGCUUCAACUACAAAGGAGGACAUCUGCCAAUUUUUCAAAGGACUGACUGUACAGGAAGCCAUUGUAAAUGCCAAGUUGGGGCAUAGUCAUGGGUGCCUUGUGAAGUUUUCAAAAAUGCAUGAGGCAUCUGAUGCUCUUCGCUUCAACCAUCAGUUACUGGGCUCCAAAUGUGUUGAAGUGCGAGGAGCAGAUGACAGAAUGUGGACCAGUGCUCUGCAAGAACGAGAAAAUGCUUCGGAUGUAAGCCAGAAACUUGAGAAACACUCUAUUAAGCUAAGUGUAAACAAGAAGUCAUCUACUACACUGCAGCUUAAGAGGAAAGCUGCUGACCAGUCUCCAUUCAAACCAUCAAAAAUGAUCAAGUCUGACACUGACUCAAAUAAGUUAUCAGAAAGUAAGGGCUAUGUUGUCAUGGUGACAAAUUUACCUAAAAAUAUUACAAAGACUGAAUUAAAAGAAUUGUUUGGAUGUCCAAACAUUGCACACAAAGAUGUACUUCAUCUGCUUGACAUAUAUGGCAACACAACAGACACAUCUUUUUUUAUUUUUAGCCAUGCUGAAGAUUUUGAGUAUGCAAUGCAUCUCUCAGGCUGCCACGUGGGAUCCGGAACCAUUGAGGUGUCAUCGACAACUAAGGAGAAGAUGAGGGAAAUGAUGGCCAAAACCCACCCCAGGAAUCAAAACUCUCGUCCUAAAGAUCCAAGAAAACAAAGCCAAAAGGUACAACCAGAACUAAUCGAGACAGAGCUGCCUUCAAAAAUGACGCAGGACCAAUCAGCUAAGAUGUGCCUGUUUGUUAGAAACAUGCCUGCAUUUGUGCAGAAAUCUCAACUUAUGAGCCUGUUCGGCAAAUACAAGGUAAAGAUGAAUGACAUCAUAUUGCUUCGUGAUAUUGAUGGCAAUGGCAUUGGCGAAGCGGUAGUGAAGUUUGAAUCGGAAAACCUUGCCGCACAGGCUUGGAGGAUCCAUGGUAAAGACUUCCUGGGGAAAAAAGUGCUUAUUACCGGCAUGAAUGUGAAGCAGAUGGAGGACAUUGUGGCAAACAUGUGAGAAAGUUAAAUGUUGAAGCACAAGCUUACUCGUUUUGGACUAUGAAAACCAUUUUAUCCUAAAAUUUGCCUUGUUGCCUUUCUGGUUGCAAUAACCUUUUAUACACAUUAGAUUUAUAUCCAAAUUUGAGAGGUUGUUCUAACAUUUUCUCUUUAUGCAUUCUUAACCUAAAAUAAAUGUUGGAAACAUGAAGAAAAGGUGAAAUGAAUAAAUGAGUUUAAAACAUUUUCUACACAAGUUUUAAUUGAUCUGGGAAAAUUAAAAAAUAAAAAGCAUUUACUGAGGAACUACAACUUA